GAUGGAAACUCGGUUGGUGUGAUAGUUUGAUUUUGUUGUUGCUUCUAUUUGCCGUCAGUAACAAAGCAUGCGCACAAUUGUGAUAAAUUUUCUUUUCAUUACAUUAGUCAAAUAGUGAGAGCCGUCAUUAAAAAGUCACCAAAUACCAAGCACCCGAACAAAAAUAUUGGUUUUCAAAAUAAUCGAAAGCAAUUCAUCUGUUUUUUGAUUCGUGCCAGUAAUCGAAUAAAAGUGUUUAUUAUACAAGCAUAUUGCUUAUUAUAUUUCAUUUGUCGUGUGUCAUUCACUAAUCACUGAGUUUUGCCGGCAAAUACCGUGGUUUUUUUUAACACUUUCAUUCAGAUCAGGAGUUUUCUUCGAACGGUGUAGUGACUUCGAAAAAAUAUAAAAACAAUUGACGUGAAUUUUGUACACUUUUAUUAACGAAAGCAAUGACGGCCCAAACAGUUUUAUUGGAUUUUUCAAUCGAUCCGAGCCGAAUUGGUGACAAGGUCGGACUAAAAGACACGGUGAAAUUAUUGGAAAAAGGCCUACUGGAAUUUUUUCCACAGCUCAAAUUGAUCUUUGAGACAAGCACAUCCGAUGGUCAUUUAUGUGUUUUCUCACAAAAUGAUGCGAUUUUCCUAAACGCACGUUUCUUCAAUCAUGGCAUCAUUGCCAUCAACAUUGAAUAUUUCAAAGACAACGUUGAACAGCCGUUUGUUACAUUUGAUAAGAUAAGAUCUUUGGAAAAAUUAUUACGAAAGAUGUUAGAAGCAGAACGUUCGAAACAUUUUCCGCCGAUAAAACGAGGUUGUAGGAUCGAUGUCUAUCUCACAAGCUCAGAUGAACGAAUUCUCGAGUAUGACAUCGACAAGGUCAUAUACGAAGGAACCUCACCAUUCCAGAAGAUACAAAUCGUUCACUCGAAAAGUUUGGGAAAUAUGCUGGUCCUCGAUGAACUUCAAAAUAUUGCUGAAUCGGAUCUGAUCUACACCGAAACACUGAUGCAGCGUGGCAUUGAAAAUUACGAAGGCAAAGAAAUUUGCAUCCUUGGCGGUGGCGACGGUGCUCUCUUGUACGAGCUGUUGAAGGAAAAACCGAAAUUCGUGACCAUGCUCGAAAUUGAUGAGAUGGUGAUGCAGGUGUGCAAUAAGUAUUUGAAAUCGAUUUGUGGCGACGUUUUGGAAUUACGCAAAAGUGAUAACUUUGAGAUUAUCGUUGACGAUUGCAUGAUUUACUUGGACAAAUUCAUCAAAGAGGGUAAAAAAUUCGAUUAUGUAUUUGGUGAUUUAACCGAUAUUCCAAUAUCGGACACACCGACCGGCGAAGUAUGGAACUUUUUCCGUUCGAUUCUCGAGCAUUCAUUUAAAAUUCUAAAACCAACCGGAAAGUACUUAACGCACGGCAAUGGCGCCAAUCGACCAGAUUCGUUGAGCAUGUUCGAAGAGCAGUUAGAAAAAUUGGAACCAAAGGUGAAAUUCACCCGAGCUAAUGCUUUUGUACCGUCAUUCAUGGAAGAUUGGGUCUUCUAUCAAAUUACAUUUGAUGACGUUUGAUCGUCAAAUCGUACAUGGCAAAGUCAAUACCACUUCGAAAAGACACCUUCACAUAUUUAGAAAUGAAACAAUUUAAUAAAUUACAAAUCCUUAUUCUUUUUCUUCGCCUACAGAUACUAGAUAUUAAAUGUUCACUUAGCAUAACAAACAAAAUUUACAGAGAAUCUAAUGUAGCCUUAUAUAUUAAAACUUAUAUUAAAACUUCAAUUCAAUUCAAUAAAAUAUAUUUCGAACGAUGACAAAAUUAUCAUACAUAUUAAAA
This is a messenger RNA of Contarinia nasturtii (swede midge), 1800 nucleotides long. It is a transcript of the gene Sms, whose product is annotated as spermine synthase. NCBI's taxonomy places the organism in Eukaryota, Metazoa, Arthropoda, Insecta, Diptera, Cecidomyiidae. The record is from RefSeq and is a predicted model, not a curated record. Gene Ontology annotation, molecular function: spermine synthase activity. Gene Ontology annotation, biological process: spermine biosynthetic process. Bases 432 to 1538 code for a protein of 368 amino acids. The transcript is spliced from 5 exons.